Molecule: messenger RNA, 7643 nt
Organism: Salmo salar (Atlantic salmon)
Lineage: Eukaryota; Metazoa; Chordata; Actinopteri; Salmoniformes; Salmonidae
Biological process (GO): negative regulation of DNA-templated transcription
Source: RefSeq, a predicted model, not a curated record
CUUGUGUCUGUCCACGCCAUGCAGUUUACACACAAGCAGCAAGGUCCCACAUCCUGGUACUUUUCAACGUUGUCAAGGCAGGCAUCGAUAGAGAGAAAGGCUGGCUCGAGGGAAGUAACUGCUGUGUCCUGAUAGUAUAUCUGUCCCGGAAAGUUAGGUGUAACUACCAGGACCGUCUGUUAAUGUCAAGAUGUGGCGGGUGACCACCAGAGAUGGGAGACAGACAUAACAAGACCUAUAGGAUGUUACUCAAUAGCAUACGACAAUGUAGGCUAAAGGCUGACGGCAUCCAUAUCAGGUGAACUUUGGACGAAGGAGAGUGGGAUGAGUGAAGAUUCUGCAGCCAGCACAGUUUGGUGAAGAGCACGAGAGGUGACCAAUCAGCAACUAGCAUGCCAACCACCAAGGGAACUGGAGGGGCUGGCAGCCCACGGGGUCAGCGCUACCGUCCAGCCUCAGAGUUCGACGAUGCCACACUCGCCCAAAAGAGAGAGUACUGGAAGACCAAGAAACGAGAGCAGAGGGCCAAGCUGUCAGAGGUCAAGAGGGCAAAAGAUACAAACAGAGUGUGUAACUCCUUGGGCAGAAAUGCAGUCCAUAAGACCCUAACCUCUAUGGUGUUGAAUCCCAGUGCCUCUUGUUCAAUGGCAGGGUCUGCCCCCACUUUGUUGAAUAGCGACGGUUCCUACCAAACCAAUGUCGGUGGUGCACCUGUAGUUUUAUUAAAGGAACAGGGUUCUGCUGUCUCCUAUCAUCUGAACCAUAGUGUUGGGGAAGAGGACCAAAACUCUUCCUCAGCUAACCAAAAGGAGAGGUGGUUCCAGAGGAUAAAACUUGACAAAGUCUUGCCUCAGUUCCCAACGUCCAGUGCAGGUCCAGGAGAAGGUGCGAUGGUCUGCAAGAUGGCGGUGAAAAGUUCCCCAACAGGGGGCACUGUGAUCGGACCGGUUACCUCAGCCAAACCCAACGGAGUGCUGCUAAACAGUGGCUCCUCCUUGCCUCUGGGAAGAGUGGCAGUGAGACCCUCAGGUUCUGCACCUCGCCAACCACAGAGCGGAAUGACUAUUCUGAAUGGCAGCUCUCCUGUAGUGUCAACACAGAAGCAUCUGGCCACCCAGAGUGUAUCAAGGCCUGAUCCGUUAACUGAGACGCAAGUUACAGUGCGUGUUCAGCCUGGACCGCUAACUGCUAACAUUACCUCAGGGUUGCCCAUCGUGACCAAUCAGCCUGCCCCUGUCCUCAUUCACAAACCAGAGGGUAGGCCUAUAGGGAUGAAAGUAACACAACUAGGUGGGACAAAGUGUGUCCCGGUCACAGCCCAAGAAGUUAGUUGUAUCAACGACAUAUCAGCUACACUGGAGACUGAGGAGGACAAAGCCGCCAAGCGCAGAGAGAAUUGGCGCAUCAAGAAGCGAGAACAGAGAGCGAAGCAGGCGGUUAGGUUAACGAAGGCUAGAGAGAGAAUCACGAAUAUGGAGAUAACGUUGCAAAAAGCUGGAAUGUUACCCAACGUGGUCAUUGAACGUCCUCCGUCUGCUUUGAGUGGACAGGGCCAUAGGCAGUGUGUUAACAGAGUCAGGGUCCCGUUCAUCUCAGCUGGACGCCUGCUGAAGAACGCCAGAGCAGUGGCUAGCGUUGUAGUCAAAAGGGAGUCUGAGGAUUCAGCCCUGGCUAAGCUAACUGCAGUAAACGCUAAUCAACAGACUGUCCAGGUAAAAGUAGAGAAUCCGCAGGACACUGAACCAACAAUGCAGACUGGCAUGGCAUCGAAUGUCAUUGGUUUUAAACCAGCAGGGGAACCAAGCAGAAGGCUCCCAGGUCCAGGGCAGUUUGCCAACACUAGCCAAGGUAUGGUCCGUUGUAGGACUCCGAGACAGAGGUUCAUUGAAACCCAAAGGAAUUUCCUGGGUCAGAGAAACAUGAGGAAGUCCCCCUGUCAUGCUACAGCCUUCAAAACCCGCAACGCACUCCGAGAGGACCCAACGGAGACCCCCGAGCAGAGGGUGGCCCGGAAGCGGGAAUACUGGCGUGUCAAAAAGCGGGAACAGCGAGCUAAGCUGUCAGUGGAAGUCCGAGCUAAGAUGAAGGAGAAGGAUGCUCUGAUGCGAAGAGUCAACCGGUACCAGAGCAUAUUGGAGGAUAUGAGGAAGGCGAGAGCGGCGGGCUGCAACACACUGCCACAACCAACAGGAAAUGGGCCUACCCACACCAGCGCCUCAGAGACCAUCGGAGGGUUCAUCAAGGAGGAUGGUACAUUGACCAAUACCAUUCCCCAAAUGUAUCUCAUCACAGAAGCAAAAGAGACGGGGGAUGAAAUUGGUGGCAUCGGUGGGAUGCCUGUUAAUAAUUCAUUUACCAACACAAAUAUCCACCGCCAACACCAACUGCUUCCCAAACCCACUGGUGAUACAUCUAGUAAUGUGGUACAUCAAAUACGGGUCAAACCACCACCUCUAAUCCGUCCUGCUCAAGUUAAUGUCUCCUGUCCUCCCAUCGGCCUAUCAAUCAGAAAGCCUCCCAGGUUAGUUUCAGGCAGCACCCCGAAAAACCUCUCUAAUCCACACACAGUCGUCCAGCCCCAGAGUCGUAUCACCCUCACACACCCUCAAAACAUUCAAAACACCUUUCCUGGUUUGCCUACAGCGAUACCGAAGCCGGCUAGCUGGGUCAUGCAGAUGGCUGUCAAAGCUUCUACAGAAUCAGCAGCGCUCAACUUGGACCCAAAUCUAACAGAGGACGAAAAGAUGGUUAAGAAGAGAGAGUACUGGAGGGUAAAGAAACGAGAGCAGAGGGCGGCCCGCGCCACCCGCCUAAGGCAAGGAGUUCAAGCUAGGGGAAAGACUGCCUCACAGAAGAGGCGGAACCAAAGGUUAGCACGAUUAGCCGUCGCCAUUCCCAAUGUCAACAACACACUGACUAUCAAGCCUCUCUCAAACACCAGUGUGUCCACGUCUCCACAGGGAGACCAAAUCAAACAAGAGAGAGGAUCAACCUCAACAGACGCUCCAUGUCCUCUACUGGAACAACCCCUCUGUGUUGAUAUCAAACCGCCCCGGUGUUCACCGCCACCACAGACCGAGCCACCAGACCCAGCCUUGAGUGCUGACAGCCAGGCCACCACUCUCUUGGUGGUGGCUUCUAUGAAGAAGCUGCUGGAGGAAUCGCUCAGCACUGUGGCUGACUGGAAAACGGAACAGCCAGACUGUAUUACAGAACAGCUGCCUUGUAAAAGUGAUCCUCAGACAUGUUCCUACAAGGAUGCUUCUGUCCAGAUGGAGGUCAAGCCAAAUCUACCUCUGCUCACCCUGGAAGAGGAGGAGAAGGUCUCCCUAUCUGGUGACCUAUCGUUGGAGGUCAAAGGAUGGCAGGUGGACGCUGACGCCCUGCCAUCCUGCCAGGUAACCAUUUGUCCAUUGAGCCCUCAUCCUAAGGACUCUUCCCUGUCAAGUCCUUGCACUGAAAGUCUGUCUUUCCCAGCUCCCCCUCCCUCCGAACCCCCCUCUCACACACCCACACACUCUUGGUCCCACACAGCAGCUUCCGUAGGACCACCUCUCCCUCGCAGAGCCCAGAGGCUGCGUGCCAAAAAAGCAGGACACCACCACUGCUGCUCCCCAGAACCCCCGAAGCUACACCAUCAGCCUCAACAACAACAACAACCACCUCAUCAACAACAUGAAAAUCAACAUCAACAACCACCUCAUCAACAACAUCAAAAUCAACAGCAACAUCAGCACGCACCAGCGGUGACAGGCCAGAAUGUGACUCUGGAGAAGAAGAGGGAGUACUGGAGGAUGAUGAAGAGGCAGCAGAGAGCUAGGACGUCCAGGCAGGGAGGAGGGGGGCUGAGACGGGGGGACUACGGCAGACGACUGGCCCUCAAAGCAGCACAGGUUUCGAAUCUCCUCAUUGUGAAGACACACACACAGAGGCCAGUGCAGAGAAGCGGAAGCUUCAGUCUACACACAGCACCAUUGCUCAAACUGCAGUCCUCCCCACUUCUCCAGCCUAUAUCUCCCCAGCCUAUAUCUCCCCCUGCUUCUGGACCCAAGGCUAGCCUCAGCAUGGUCACCAACAUCCCUACACUUCUGGUUGUAGACCCCACCACCUCCAACAUGGGACAGCCAUAUGAUACAACACAGCUCAACCCUCCUGUCAACUGUACCAGUAUCUCCAAUUCACCCAUUGGUCAAACAGGGUCCCCACAGACAUCUGAUAGCUUAAGUACCGUGUCUCUCCCUAUAGGAGGUGGUGUCACUGUCCCCCCAUUGAGUGAACGGAAGAAAGACGGGCUGCUAUUGGUGGAGAACCAACAGGAAGCGGCCCCAGGAUCCAGCGCUGACUCGCCCCGCGUUCUAAAAUGGAGACUGCGAGUGCAGGAAACCUCAGACACCGAUACCUCACCCAUCGCUACUCUCACACCUCCGCCCAACCCUUUGACUAGCAUAAAACUCUUACCCAUUCAGCCUCCCAGUCAAACAUCCUCUUUCACCCCAACACAGACUCCUUUCAAAUAUCAAGGUGCUCAGAUUUCUCAAAGUGGGAAUGUACAAAAUGUACGAUCGCCUACAUUGCAGGGGCCCACCAAAAGCCCUAUCUACAUAAGCCCAAUGGGUCCGCCCAAGCCAGUGCCGGGGGAGUCGGAAGAGGAGACUCUGAGGAAGAAGAGGGAGUACUGGAGGGUGAGGAAGAAGGAGCAGAGAGCCAGGAAAGCAAUGAGAGAUGGGGAGAUGACAGAGAAGAGGCCCUCGGUCAACUGGCAGCCCAUCAUCCCUAACACUCAUCAUCCUCAACAGCUGCUUGAGGAGAUGGAGACACAGGAACAGGAUCCUGACCGGUGGUGCAACACCUCCGAGGACUCUGAACUACUUCUGAGUACUUCCACAGAGACAGACAUGGGCUACUUUCCUGACUUUGGCCAAACUGAACCUUUAGAAGACGAAUCAGAGCUCCUUUUCCUACACGACGAUGUCGGCGACAACUACGACGGCGCCAUCUCGGAUGCUGUAUGGAGGAAUCGCUACCUCAUGGACUACGACCCGCUGAACCAGCUGCUGGUGUGCAUGGUGUGCGGGGAGCUCCAGUACUCCCACAGCCUGGAGGGGGUGAGGGCCCACAUCGACGAGGCCCACCCGGAUACCCUGAGCCUGGAGUCCCCGGAGCACCUUCGCAUCCUAGAGGCCUGGGACGAGCAAGUGUCAAGGAGAGAACGCUUCUUCACCAGCCAGCUGCAGCAGCACAGUGGGACAAUGGGAGGGGACAGUGCCAACCUCCCAGCAGAAGUAAUGGUUGAUACAGAGGACUCGUCAUACCCGACGAACAGCAAAAGCUCUAGAACGAUUAAAAGACUCUGAGCGCUAAGGUGAGCAUUUUAGCCUUCAUUACUGUACAUUUCAGACACCAUCCAUGUCUGUAUAUCAUAAUGUUGACCGUAGCUCUCUAUAUACCAUGGGGUGUAUUCUUAUCUGUUUUUACGACACGUUGUUUGACAAACUCGUACAUUGUCCUACCUACUUGUCCUAAUUUGCAGAAGCACAAAUAGCUCAAUUCCAGACAGCAUAAAACAAUAGAGGAAGUGAAAACAUUUCUGCUGUUUUUCUUUUGUGUAUUAUCUUUUCCGGAGCAGUUCCUCUACAAAGGAUGAACUAAACUUGGAACUAUAUAACUGUAUAGGGGACAUGGCAAGCGUUUACAUCAUUAACUUUGGGAUAGACCCACACAUAUACACACAAAUGUAUCUUCUUGCUGUUUUUUUUCCGUUUUUUUUACCCCUUUAUCUCCCCAAUUUCGUGGUAUCCAAUUGGUAGUUAGUCUUGUCCCAUCAACUCCCGUACGGACUUGGGAGAGGCGAAGGUCGAGAGCCGUGCGUCCUCCAAAACACAACCCAACCAAGCCACACUGCUUCUUUGACACAAUGCCCACUUAACCCGGAAGCCAUUUGCACCAAUGUGUCAGAGGAAACAGCGUGCAUGGUGCCCGGCCCGCCACAGGAGUCGCUAGUGCGCGAUGGGACAAGGAUAUCCUUGCCGGCCAAACCCUCCCCUAACCCGGAUGACACUGGGCCAAUUGUGCGCCGCCCCAGGGGUCUCCCGGUUACGGCCGGCUGUGACAGAGCCCGGACUCGAAACUGACGCAGAAACUCUAUUGGCACAGCUAGCACUGCGAUGCAGUGCCUUAGACCACUGCACCACUCGGGAGGCCUUCUUGCUGUUUUUGAUAGCGCCAUUUUGUAGUGAUCAUCAUUCACUACUACUACUACACCAUGUCUCCUGUGCCCUAAACCAAAAUAAUAUAGAAAUGAGGGAUGUCACUGGGCUCUAUAAUGUCAUUGUGCUUUAUAACAUACUAAAGCACAGUCAGGGCUCUCCCUCAGUCCACACCACUGGGUUAACUUAACAUCCCUAUUAUGUGUCCAUGACAAACAGGUCAGUGAUGUUCUUCAAUCUGAAUGAAUGUGUCCUUACUCCUCAAUGUAUCAGGAUCAAUAUGAUCCAGGGUUUUAAGGGUAAAUAGCAGACAUGUGAAUUUGACUUAGAGACCAUGCGUCCAUUGAAAUGGUCUACAGGUGAUCAAUUGUUCAAUGAUUGCUAUUGGUCUGUACAUACAGUACAUUUUAUAAUUUUACUUAAUGAUAUGUUUAUUUAAUAUUUCUCUCACAUACUAUCAGUUUUGUACUGUAUUAACAAUUUGUUAUUCAGGUCCAAGACCAUCAGUUUUAUUUCUUCCCUUUUCACAAGGGACAUCCUUGCAUGAGGGUAUUCUAAAUAUGUCCUAAAAAGUACUGGUAUAAAUAUGUUUCUUGCAGCAUACUGUAUCUACAAGACUGACUCUUCAAAAUACUUAUUUGACACACAAAACAACAUUGUUUUCAUAAAUCGUUGUUCUGGAAUAUAAAAAUGUUCUUCCUUUUAAUAAAUGUAAACAUUGUUUUUGUAAUGCUGAUUUGACAAAUGUAUUUCUGCACUGUAAAUACAACACAAAAUCGUUAUGUUUAAAGGGGUGGUGAAAUGUCAAAACCCUUUUAAUGUAUUAUUUGAUUGCCUAUCACUUAAUUGUUGCUCACGUUUUGUUUCUGAUCUGAUUUCAUAUUUCCUUGUCUAUUUAUACUGUAUACAUUAUUUUUAAUGCCUUUAUUUAGUCUGAACAAUCAGUCAGUGGCACAGAUAUAGAUUAUUACAUUUUUAUUUAAUUGUAUCCCUGAUUUUAACAAUCAAUUAUCGGCAUAUGUAUUUUGUAUUACUUUUUAAACAAACAAAAAAACAUGUAAGAUCCAUUGGCCUGCUGCUUGGAUGUUUAUAUACUUCCUAUAUGUAACAGAAAAUGUGUGGAAUGGACUUCCAUUUGUAUUGUUUUUGGUUCACCAAUAUGCUGACAAUAACGUCCUAUAGAGCACAAAGCUUUGGAAGUCAGUCUUCUGUUGUCUUAACAGACUGAAAAUGCAUUGAAAACAGAUUGUACUGUGAUUAACUUUUUCUUGUACAGCUGUAGCAAACUGUAAAUGUACAGGGGACACUGACCAAGCUGUAUGAUUAUACCUGUUGAGAAUGUACCUCUGAAUUGGUUCCUACCUUGUUUGUCUGUUUUAAAAGGGAAUGUUCGAAUGCCUUUUCGGUACUAAUAAACCCUUUUUCUAUCUUUUAAAA